Pocillopora damicornis (cauliflower coral) is the source of this 8803-nucleotide messenger RNA. Its product is annotated as polycystin-1-like protein 2. NCBI's taxonomy places the organism in Eukaryota, Metazoa, Cnidaria, Anthozoa, Scleractinia, Pocilloporidae. Gene Ontology annotation, cellular component: membrane. Gene Ontology annotation, molecular function: calcium ion binding; calcium channel activity; protein binding. Gene Ontology annotation, biological process: detection of mechanical stimulus. The record is from RefSeq and is a predicted model, not a curated record.
GGCAUUGAACCUUACGGGCUGUUCAUGGUACCGACGAACUCAAUCAUCCUGCGGGAAAUGGGCCCCAACUAGCGAUCACUGCAAUACGGUUUGCAUCGAUGUACAUUACUGGCAGUAUAGAUCCAUCAUGCCUUGCGGGCAAAGACGCAGCAGUUAUAUUAAAGUGCACAGUGUGAAAGCCAAUCUUACGGUGGGUUAUAACUUGAUUGUUAUACCAAAGGAACAAAGGUUUACUGCACGGGUAGGAGACAUUGUGGGCUUCUACAGAAAUUUGUCAGGAGCUGUGCUGCGACGAAUUACCGCUGAGCAAGAUGAAAGUGUUUAUUUUAUUCCAGCGCGGAAUAUGUCUAAUGUUUCCAUACAUCUUUCAGGAGCCCAGCCUAUGAAGCUAUCUUUUGAUAUAAAAUUGCACGGCUCACUUGGCGUGGCAGUUUCGAUCGUUUUUUCAUGUUUAGAAAAGGCUGGACUCUAUCCUCUAAUAAUGACUUUUACCAUCGCUAUCAGCUCCCAUAGAGUGAUAACGUUCCGAUCUUCAAUUAUGGUUCAAAACCCAGUGGCACCUUUGCGCCUGUUAUAUGAACAGUUCAUUGAAGUAAAUACCACAAAAAACAUUACCGCGACGGUGGAAGAAGGCACUAAUGUAACGUGUGAAUGGUACAUUCCUAACUCAAGUUUGACGGUACAUCAGUCUCCUCAUCUUAAAAACAACAAAACCACCGAGGGAGGAGUUUUCCAGUAUAUUGCUUUGUACGGCUAUCUUGGAUAUGUUUACGUAAAAGUGACUGCAUCUAAUCUGGUCUCUCAAAAGAGUGAAGAUAUCAUUCUUUCUGUGCGUCAGCCGAUAAAAGGUUUGAGAGCGAGCUUGUGUCAUGCUGCGUUUGCGUUUGAAAAAGCGGAAACGUGUUUUGUUUCCGACGCGACGCAAGGCACUGAAGUCGGAUGCACGUGGGAAUUUGGGCCAGAUGAUUACACCGCGAGGGAGAUGGGUAAAACUGUCAGUCGUGUAUUCACGUCAGAAAGCCAAACGAAUUUUACUCUGCACUGCUAUAAUAAGAUCUCACAGUCGUCUGUCCCUCACUCUAUUCAAGUUAUUCCAAAUCCAUUGUCCAUUAACGCCCCUCUGAACGUCCAAGCUGAUGUUCCCGUGAAAAUAACUUGUCGAGUGAAUUGGCCCGGGGGGAUACCAGCCUUAUUUUUUGAGCAACAGGGGGUGAAGGGGAUGAGGGGAAGUGACAUUGUGGCAGAUCCUCUGUUAACACUGAGGGCGUCUGGGUACAGCAACAGCAGCAAAGGCAAUGUGACAAUGUUUCAAAGUUUUAGCAGAGCUCCAUACAGACGACACAAAAUAACGUGCAAAUCUGUUGGUUAUCCUGACUUGAACAUUGAUCACGAAUUGAAGGCAAUUUACAGUGUAAAAGGAAUAAACAUCUCUUCGGACUGUGCUUUACAAGCCGAGAUCAGAACGAAAUGCGUAUUUUACGUUCAACUCUUUCGCGGUGAUUUUCCGGUAUUUACUUGGAAAAUCCGAGAAUCUGACAAUUAUUCAACUGUCUCUGUCUAUAAAGGAAAGAAAAUCACCCAUCGCUUUGUCAACACAGGAAUCGCAAACAUUACCGUUAACGCGAGUAAUGAUGUGUCCUUCCGCACAAAAACAGUCCAAGUCUUUGUGUAUUCAACCCACACGCACAGUACAACUGUAACUGGGUCGCCCCCUCUUCCUGUCUAUCAGUCGUCCACACUUUCAACAACCACAUCACUUUUACUUCCGAGCUUUAACAGCGUUAUUUCUUCGUAUUCAACCUACAGUGUAGAGGCAGUCACAUCCAUAAGACCUAGUGUUACCGUUUAUAAAUCUUCAUCGGUAGACCGACAUCAGGUGACUUCGCUAGAGGAUGUCACACUCCGUCACGCUUCUGUCGGUUUGGUUGGUCAGGCAAUCGUCUUCUCUGUAGAACAUUUUACAAAUCCUCAUCUUUUACACUUUAUGUGGAACUGGGGUGAUCGAUCAAGCUCAGAAAAAGCUGGAUCUACUUUAUCGCACACCUUUCAUCGUCCGGGACAAUUCUUCAUCACAGUGAAUAUUACCUCUGCGGUUGAUAAUGUGGUGUUAGCUGGUCACGUGAGCAUCCAGCAUCGCCUUAGUGAUUUGCGUAUCAGACACUUAGCUGUGAUGUCAUCCAACCUCUUGCUUUUGGAAUUUGAAAUUCUGCAAGGAGACAACGUCACAUACUCGCUUGAAUAUGGCGAUGAUAGCGAGAAGCAAGUGGGAUUUUUACGAACGUUACCCAAUUUUGUGACAGUAACUCACCAGUACAAUGAGCGUGGCAUCUAUCGUUUGUCCAUUACAGCCAACAGUGCUGUCGGCCCUAGUAUUUCAGUGCAGCAGUCGGUUUACAUCAGUGAACUACCGUGUAUCAUACAUGAACUACGCAUGCUUGGUGCUGGAGAUAACAGCAGUCACUGUCCUGAGAUUGAACAAGAGUACGCGUAUUCACUUUACUCUUCUCUGAAAAUAAACUGCUCGAAAUACGAAGAACUAGAAUAUACGUGGAAGAUAGACAAUAUAUUGAACGAUACCGUCACCAGGGUUGUCCCGUUAUCGAAGGAAGUUCUGUCUUCGAGCGCACUCUUUCUCGAAUCGCAAUCACUCAGGAAUGGUCUUUACAAAUUUAUCCUGUCAGUAACUGCAAAGCCUCAUGGGAUAUCGAAAUCUGUAAUUGGAUUUCUACGAGUGCGCAUGCCGAAACUGCUGGCUGUCAUAGACUGUGGGAGCAAAAGAGUUAUGCCUUGGAAUCAAGACAUAAUUUUGAAUGCUUCGUCGUCACGUGACCCAAAUGAGUUGUGCGACAGCCAAGGCAGAAGUGCUUUGUCAUUUGAGUGGUUUUGUGACACCAAUCGUAAUGUCUCUUGUUUUAGUGGAUCAAUUGAUAACAGAGGGCCCGCUUUGGUGUUUCCACCGAAGUACCUUGAUCUCAAUAGAAAAUAUAGGUUUGUUGUUGUAGUAACCAAAGGAUCCAGAAAGGCUGAGGCAACACAAAGCAUAGAGGUUAUGUCGGGCAAUUUCCUUCCACUUUGCGUCAGAUGCAAGGAAAAUUGCGCACACAAGUUAGCGCCCUCCAAAGAAUUGGUCCUUGAUGGUGUUGGUUGUCAAGACGAUACGAACACAACCUGCAUUUGGGAACUUUACGGACCUCCCCCAGCAACUGGGCGGAUUUCAAAACGCUCUGUAGGUGAACAGUUAAUCAGCAUUUCUUACGCAAAACAGUUCCAGCUGGAUCCGAGAAACUUGAUUCCGAACAGGAUCUACACAAUACUCUUCAACAACGACAACAGCGGCUUCUCGGCGCAGUAUUCGGUAAUAACCGACAUGUUUCCGACUAAUGGAUCUUGUUUCGUGUCGCCUUCGGAAGGCCAAGUAAUCGAGACACAGUUUAUCAUCAGUUGCGCGGGUUGGAGGGACGAAGACAGCCCUCUUCGGUACGAGUUUUUCCUCGGAAAUCCCGAGCAAGGACCGAUGCUGCUGUACUACGGGUGGAUGCCGUAUUCCAACGGAUUGUUCCUACCCCCAGGAUCUAAGGAUAAUAAUCACAACGUGGAUCUGUUCGUGAAAAUUUCAGACGUUCUGGGAUCUUACAGAAUCGUUCCCCUUCAAGUGAAGGUGACAGGUUUUGGUGCCGAGGCUGAUUCUGUUAGCUCAAUUCUGAAAGGAAUUGUCUGCGGACCUGACUCUAUGCUGGAGAAACUUCUCAAGGUCGGAGAAUUCCAACAAGCGACACAGCUGAUGACGACCGUCGUCACGGUUUUAAACGAGGUUUCUUCUCAAGAGCUAGCCUCUGAUUCUGCCGAAAUAAAUGACCGUGUGGAGGUCCGAAGUACAGUGAUCGCUAGACUUUCUCAGACGUGCUGUAGUAGUCCCCAGAGUAUCAGACAAGCUUUAGAUGGAAUCCUUCAAGCCAUUGGAGUAACCGCUGAACUAUCACCUGAAGCUCUGGAGGAUAGUGCAAUUGUUCUCUCAAACAUGGCAAAAGCAUUGGUUAUUAAAUUCAAGAGCUUCCAAGCAGCAAACGUGACCCGGGAAAUUAUUCGAGGCUUGAGCAUCAUCUUGGAAGCGUCUGUGUCUACAAGCAAUGAAGUAAAACGCCAACAGAAUUCUGGUGAAAUCAAAGACUGGAUUGAUGAUAGCAAUGAGGCAAGAAACAAAGACCACCAAGAAAAGUGUGAACAAGCCACUAACAAGUCCCUAGAGGGUGUCAAUUAUGCUGCGCAAAAACUAUUGGACUAUCAACGCAAGGGAGAUCCUCCGAGUCACGUGUCCUCAAGCUUGAUGAAAUUGACCCUUACUCGCCAGUCUCCUGGCGACAUAAAUGACGCGGCGCUGAACGGAGGAGAGGUCACUUUUCAAAUUCCGCACGAAGUAAAGAAAGACAGACUUAGUUCUUUCAAUGCAGUCAAUACAAAGGUGAUAACCAUGUCCCAGACCCCGUUUAUUUCAAACGACGCCACUCCUAUUGAUACACCAGUGUCAACACUUGAGCUUUUGGAGACUUCUGGAAAGGAAAUCCAAAUCCGGGAUCUAACAGAGCCUGUGUCCAUAUUCCUGUCGCUAAACCAAUCACAGAUUAAGGAUCGUAACAAUAUGAAUGGUAUCAUUGAUCCUGAAGAGAACAUCACGUUCUUCAAGAUCGAUUCCGAUAAUAAAAGCGCACUUUACUUUACAAUAAACUGUUCUGGGGUCACGAGCGGCUACAAACUAAUUAUUACUGGAAGGAGAAACUCGAAGCCUAGCACCAACACCUUUGACUUCCAAUGGAUUAUCGCCUCGUGUAACACCACUUUAAAACGACUCAUAUCGAGAAAGUAUUUAAAUACUUCGGAGAAGCUCUACCUCGGUGUGAAAUUGAAGAAAGAAAAUGAAACAAAUAUCACAGCUGUGACAACUAAGAUACGAUAUGGCGUAUCUGUAAUGGCCAUCGGCUGUUAUUACUGGAGCGAGAAAAUGCAGGCGUGGACCACAGAUGGUUGUGAGGUUGGUUCAAUGACCACAUCAGAGCACGUUGAAUGUCGUAGUAAUCACUUAACGUGGUUUGGAAGCCGUGUUUUCGUUCCUCCCAAUAAACUUGACCUGGAUAUCAUAGCCAGCAGAAUAUCAGACCCCUCAAACUAUACCCCAGUCCUUUCUGUGCUCUGUGUCACGUUUGGUUUGUACUUCUUGGUUGUCAUCUGGGCUCGUCGCCAGGAUCGUAAAGAUAAAAAUAAGACAGGCUUAACUUUGAGCCCGAGCAACAGACCAGGAGACACACACGCCUACGAGGUUGUCAUUUGUACUGGCAUGCGCAGACACGCUGGAACAACUGCUAACGUUGCCAUGACUUUAACAGGAGAAAAAGGCGAAAGUCAUGCAUUUCUGCUUAAGAGCAGUCACCGAGUGACGUUGGCUCGAGGUUGCAUCGACUCGUUUCUUCUAACGACCCCAGAGACCCUCGGCGAGCUUUCGUAUAUCCGGAUGUGGCACGAUAACUUCGGUAAGGAUCCGGCUUGGUUCGUAAAGCAGAUAUCCAUACGUGAGGUUGACACUGAUGGAAUCUGGCACUUCGUAUGUGAACGUUGGCUUGCAGUAGACGAAGGUGAUGGUAUGAUUGAUAGAAUAUUUCCAGUAACAAGUAACAAGGAGUUGAAGGAGUUUCGACGUUUGUUUCUGACUAAAGCUUACAAUGACCUUACUGACUCGCACCUGUGGUUUUCGGUUGUGUGGCGGCCCGUCCAGUCCCCUUUCACACGGGUUCAGCGCGUGUCUUGCUGUCUGUCCGUUCUAUUGUGUACCAUGAUGGCCAACGCCUUGUGGUACGAGAGUGAAAGUGGCCGUUACAAUGCUGUCCAGUUCGGUCCUUUUGAAUUUUCAUGGGAGCAAGUUUCCAUUGGAAUAUGCAGCAGUCUUAUUGUGUUUCCAAUCAAUUUACUUUUGGUGCAGAUUUUCAGACACAGCCGCCCGAAGCCUACACAAAAUCAUUGCUGCUUAAGGCCAAAACCCAGACCACGAUUCUCGUCUAUUCAAACGGAAAUCACUACAGUGAAAUUUGGAUCUGGGGAAGGCUCUGCGCUUUGUAUCCAUUCCGCUAGUCAAUACCAAAGUGAAAGAAAAUGCACUUCUCAGGGAUCACCAAAAUACGAAGAUAAAGGAUUUAGCCUGGCAUCUGCUCUACGUUCUGCUCAUUUUCCUGCUCUUUCAAUAUCUUUAGCAACAGAGACUCCUCCUGAUUCAACCUCUGAUUUAAGAUCUCUGCUAACAAGAUACUCUCCAUCUCGGCAGUCACCCACAAACGACCCUGAGAAGUCGUCGAAUGCACCGAUUGCAGAACACCCUUCCCAUAAGAAAGGACUGCCUUGGUGGUUUGUCUAUAUUGGAUGGUUUUUGGUUACAUUAACCUCUCUAACUGCUGCAUCGGUAACAUUGUUGUACGGGAUCCAGUUUGGUCUCAAGAAAUCCACACAAUGGCUUCUAUCCAUGUUCUUUUCGCUCACACAAGAUAUUUUUGUGAGCCAGCCGCUCAAAGUUGUCUCUUUCGCUUUAUUUUUCGCGUAUAUCUUUAAAAAGCCCAGCAAAGUCGCAUUUUCGCCAAAAUCACAACUCAAAUUUGAUGAAGAACUGUUGCAGAGGCAGCUUCAGGGUUUGGAAGAGGACUUCGAGGAACGCACCGAGGCCCCUCCUAUCAAGGUGCCGACAGAAGACAGUAUCAGGCGUGCCCGAGACAGGGCACAAAAAGAACGCAUGAUGCACGCUAUAUUGCUUGAUAUAGGGACUUUUCUCGUAUUCACAUUACUUGUUCUUCUCAUUGCCUAUGGCUUCAGAGAUCAAAGCGCUUUUCGUCAGAAUGACGCUGUCGCCAAAGUUCUACUACAACAAAAAUUUAGUGAGGAACCAGGGGGGUUUAAGCCGCAGAGAUUCGCUCAGAUCAUUCGACAGAGAGAUAUGUGGGAUUGGGCAGAGCUCGCAAUGCUUCCGACACUGUACAACUUGCCAUCGUACUUCUACACCGGAAAAGCUCCGACGUUUAUGGAAGGAGAAAGCGGAUUUGUGGUGGGUGUGGCUAGGUUGCGACAGCACAGGGCAAAGAAAGAUUCUUGUCGUGUGGUCCCCCAAGUACAAAAUUUCUUCUCAAGGUGCUCCUCACAGUAUGGAAUGACUACAGAGGAAGAACAAGCUUACACUGCUGGCUGGGGGUCACCCUCAAACAACUCUAAGACUUCGCUACCAGGUCCCUGGAGAUACAGCUCUGCCAGCGACUUAGAUGGCUACCCUUACACGGGUGGUGUAAAAACAUACUCGGGAGGGGGAUAUGUGUUGGAACUGUCUCACAUCUAUUACAAAGCCUUGCGACAGAUCAAGGAUUCCAGGGCUGCGCUCUGGUUGGACCGCCAUACACGAAGCAUAUUCAUCGAGUUUACACUCUACAACCCAAAUAGCAACUUGUUCUGUGCGGUAACGUUUCUGAUGGAGGUAUUUCCAACAGGAGGAGUUUUCCCACAUUCAGAGGUCCUUGCCUACCGCCUCUACCGUUACGUAGGUGAUUUUCAGUUGUUUAUUCUCGCCUGUGAAGUCUUUUUCUUGAUAUUUGUAAUUUACUUCACAUACCGAGAGGCUAAAAAGAUUUACAAGACAAAGGGAAGGUACUUCACAGAGGUGUGGAAUUUGAUGGACCUUGCUGUAAUGAUUCUCUGCUGGAUCGCUCUGUCGUUUUAUUUCAUCUGUCUGGGAUUGAGGAAGUGGACUUUGCAUCUUUAUCGCCAAAAUCUCAUCAAGUUCAUUAGUUUCCAGUACCUUUCAGCUUGGCAGCUUAUGUUCGAAAACGUGGUUGGUGUAACUGUGUUUGUCAUUUGUCUCAAAUUUAUCAAACUGUUGAAAUUCAACCGGAGAAUAUUUCUUCUUUCCUGUACAUUGCGACAUGCAAGCAGAGAACUCUUGCAAUACUUUAUCGUGUUGAUCAUUGUCUUUCUGGCAUUUUCGCAGCUUUAUCAUUUUCUUUUUGCAAGCAACUACGACUCUUUCAGCACGCUGAUUGGCUCCAUGCAGAAACUUCUCAGCGUCCUCUUGGGACAAUUUGACUUUGAAGAAAUGAUGGGAUUGCACAAGAUUCUUUGCGCGCUGAUUUUCUUUCUCUACACCAUCUUGACCAAUUUCUUGUUUCUAAACCUUCUCAUUGCCAUCAUAAUUGAAUCUUUCGAAGUAGUAAAACGGCAAAAUGACCAAAUGCAGAACGAAUUUGAGAUGCUGGAAUUUAUCAUGAUGCACUUCAGAGACCUCCUAGGCAUACGGGCACUGAACAGAGCCACUAAGGAAUCGCAGUUCGCGUUUUCUAACAAGGCCAUGAACAGACCACUGUAUGUGAGUAGAAAGAAACGUACAGAAAGGAAAGAGAGUGCUAAGCGGCUCGAGAAAGCCUUAGACAGACUGGCAUGUUACGUGAAUGUGAUCAACGAUAUCGAGAAUGAAGAUGACUUGCUUUGCUGUUACAUAUCCCGGAGAAUUCGUCAUAACUCUUUAAAAAAGGCAAAAACUGCUGAUUCUCGCUUAUGACAAUAUGCUUUUCUCUAUAAACUUGAGUUACCCCCAAUAAUUAUUAUUUCAACGGGCUGAAGAGCAAUGGAAACUCAAAACUGCCUGUUUGUGUAUGAAAACACCUACAUUUAGCGAUCUACAUCGGGCACAAUCAACUAGAAAUCUUGAUCUUGGAGUAAGAGGGUUGAGCUUAAGGUCUGGUUUGAAAUAAAAGGAACACGAUCUGGGAACUGAAUCAAACAAAACAAC